AUUAUGCUUUGACAGAGAUGCAGAAUAAUACGUGCAUAGAUCUCAUGUUAGCCUGAUCUACACAUCCAAGGCAGCUUGCGUUCUCUCAAUCAUCUAGGGCAAUGCAGUUGCGUGUGUGCCUACCUAGGGGAGGGUGCCGAGAUCAACAUUGUACACUGCAAUAUCAUUAUUGUCCAUUUGUUUCUACCACAAAAUUUGUGAGCUCUCGAGCGCCCUGCACAUUGCGGCAGCGUCUUAGAGAAGGGACGCAUCCCCAUGGACACCUCUCCAGGAGGCGAGUCGAGAGGGUAAGUGCAAUCACAUCAGGCGAUGAAAUAAAGGAUCAAAGGCAGGAGGUGCAGGUGCAGAAGCUACGAGAAGCUGCACAGACCCGCUUCAAUUCCAUCUUGGUAUCCAUUGAGAGCGGUACAUCUGAAGGGGCGAGCGAUGAUGGCAAGGAUGGCUCCAACACAGCCCUGCAGCAACGCCUGGAAAAGGCCAUCACGUCCUUGCAGGAAGGGCUUGUGGAGAGGGAUACAGAGGUUCGUUUGCUGCUGUUGGCAGCGUUGGCGGGGGAGCACAUCCUCUUUAUCGGGCCUCCAGGCACUGCCAAGAGCGAACUGGGCCGUCGCUUGGCCCGCCUAUACGAUGGUCAAUUCUUUGAGCGCCUCUUGACACGCUUCUCCGUCCCUGAGGAACUGUUUGGGCCUCUGAGCAUGCGGGCCCUGGAAGAGGACAAGUACAUCCGGCAGAUAGAUGGGUACCUGCCCAGCGCCAAGGUGGCCUUCAUUGACGAGGUGUUCAAGGCCAACUCCGCUAUCCUCAACACGCUGCUUACCAUCCUUAACGAGCGCCUCUUUGACAACGGCUCUGCGCGCAUCCAAGUCCCACUCAUCUGCUUGGUGGGAGCAUCCAACGAGCUGCCAGAGAGUGAGGAGCUGGAUGCCCUGUAUGAUCGGUUCCUGAUCCGGCGGCGGGUGAACCAGGUCAGCCUGGCAGGCCUCCCUGCCCUGCUCAGCGGAUCCCCGGCGAGCGAUACAGACAGCGCAUCCAAUGGCGCCGGGCCCGGCUCUAUCGACAGCAUCGCUCUGUCAGAGGAAGAGAUCCAGACCACCAGAUCUGAGGCAAGGGCGAAGGUGGCAGUACCGGAGGAGAUUGUGAAUCUGCUGUCGGACGUGCGCAGCUUCCUGCAGGAGAAGUGCGAGCCGCCAGUCUAUGUGUCAGACCGCCGCCUUGUGAAGGCACUUGCCCUCUUGCAGGUGGCGGCGUACACGAGCGGGCGGCGGGCGGUGAACAAGUUUGAUUGCCUGCUGCUGCAGCACAUCCUGUGGCAGCGCCCGGACGAGGCGCAGCGCAUCAACGAUUUCCUCAUCGACCGCCUUGCCGCCGACAGCAGCACCCAACAGACCGACUACCUCUUCAACGGGAUGUUCAUGCGGGCGUGCCAGGCAACGUCGGCCAAGGGGGUGGCCGUGCCGGAGCUGGCCAAGGAUGUGGCAGAGCUGCGCAAGGCGCUGGAGGGCGAGCUGGCGGCCAUCGCGGCGGCGUCCGGCGCGCAGCCGUCAGCCGGGGCGCGCGGCAACGAGCUGUGGCUGGGCGCCGACGAGGCCGAGGCUGCCGCGACCGCGCUGCGGCCCAAGCUGCAGAGCGCGCGCAAAACCACCGAGGCCCUGCUCUUCGAGGUCGUCGCUCUCGAGGGGCAGCAUGGAGAUGAAUUUGACAGAGGUUUGGCCCUGGCUUCACACGAUGCAUUGCGGCGCUCCCAAGGUGGCGCUAUCGUCGGACACGCCCCCGGAAACCCUGGACCUGGUUGCACUGCUGCCCCAGCGCUGGGCCGCCUUCCUGCGCAACUCCCAGAGCGCCUGAGCCCGCCAUGCGCGCGCGACGCCUCCCCAGCCAUCCGCACCGCCCUUCAGGCAGCGGCCUGGCAGGGAGUGGCGCUUGCGGAUGGUGAGCUGGAGGCCAUCACGCUGGCAGAGCAGUUCCCCGAGCGCUGGACGCGCCUCGUGCGCAGCGGGCCGCUAGCCGACGUGCAGCCGCUGGGCACCCGGCCCCUCUCCAACCCCACCCCGCCGCCCAAGUUCGGCCGGCCCUGACGGGAUCGUCCAGAUGUACAGGGGGCGGCCCAGGACUUGACUUGAACAUUGCAAUUGGGUGCACCACCAUGCUCCAGGGUGGGGCGUCCGAUUAGACCAUGCAUGCGAUGGGGACCACGUUGUACCAUAUCCGCUGUAUAUUUAUGCUGAGAUUGCACAUGUUAGGAGAAUUAUUUCCUGACACUAUAUAAGGGCAUCGUGUUGCCUCCAGGCCAUCACGACUUUGAGAACAUUGAGCAUAAAGGCUUUUAAUUGCGGUGCCCAGC
This is a messenger RNA of Coccomyxa subellipsoidea C-169, 2341 nucleotides long. RefSeq lists its product as hypothetical. The transcript is spliced from 10 exons. Gene Ontology annotation, molecular function: ATP binding; ATP hydrolysis activity. NCBI's taxonomy places the organism in Eukaryota, Viridiplantae, Chlorophyta, Trebouxiophyceae, Coccomyxaceae. The coding region runs from base 102 to 2075 and encodes 657 amino acids. The record is from RefSeq and is a predicted model, not a curated record.